UUCCCUGGGGCUAUUCGCACUCGAUAAAGGAAGCAGCCCCAUCAGCAGAACGCAGCCUUGCCAUGGCCGGGACUGGCCACGGGCGGCAUGCUGCACCCUCUGUGUAAGAGUGCUGCAGCCUCUGGCAUGGGCAUGGCCUGGCCCUGACUCACCCCAUCCCCCGGUCUGAAUCAGGGGCCAUCGACUGCGAUGGGGAGCAGCGUCUGCCCGAGAAAGCGGGGGUGGUGGCAUAUGUGUCACUUGCUGUGGGUGCUGCAUCGUCACAGCUGCCCCGGGGCGGAGCGUGGGCAGGUCCGUGCUAAUAGCCCUGUCUGGGGGGCCGGCAGCUCCCUGCAGCACUGCGGGAGGCACCAUUCAUGCGUUGUUGCGUGCUCCCGGUAUCCGGUCUGAGGAGGGCAGCAUGGCAAGAGUGAGACGGGCAUGAUGUGCAGGUCCUGGUAGGUGCCAGCCAAGAGCACAGGUGGUCGCAGGUCAGGGCUCUGGUCUGGACAGGCCGGUGGGCCCAACCAGAGUGGGACCUAGGGUGUGGACGGCAUUUCAGCCCCACUCCCAGCACUCAAGGAUGGGCUUUGCUCACCUCUGCUGAGCCCCAGUGCAGGGGCAGGGGUCUGCUGGGGAGGCCGGCAGCUGCAGCUGUGGGAAGGGGGUGGUGACCAAUGUGCUUGGUGCUGUACACAGUCCCGUCCCAGCCACGUCUUCCCACGUGACCCAGAGACCUCAGCAGCCAGUGCCGGCCGGAGCUGUGGAGGCUGGCGGGGGAGUGGGUCUCUGGGAGCAUCCUGCCAGAAUGGGCCUCCCGGCUGGGGAAAACCCCUGCUCACGGCUCUUGCUGGGCAGAUGUGGCCCCACAACCCCCUGCCCACGCGGUGCCCCCGGGCUCCCAUGGCGGUGGGGGCCGUGGGCUGUCCUAUGCAGAUGCAGGGGCAGAGCCAGGUAGCUGCCGCCUGUCCAGUCGGGCUCGGUGCCCUGUGCCAGGGAAGCUCUGGGCUUCCUCCCCCUCCUUUCAUUUCCUUCCUGAUGGGAAUUCACUUCCAGUUCCUCUUUCCUCCUGCCCACGGUGGCUCGGGUGCAGACAUUGAUGCCCAAGAAAAGCACGGUGGGUUAGGGCUGCAUGGGCCGAUGUCUGCUCCCGGUCCGAGUUCAGGUUCUGCUGCAGUGUGGGCUGGUGGGUGAGCUCAGGACAGGCGACCUGGUGGGUCGGGGCCCUGUGGUCAUGGGGGUGGGCUGGUUUGCCUGGGCAGGUCUGAGGUUUCUGCAUGCCAAUGCUGUGCUUGUGGACGUGUCCAACCCAGGGACUGAGCAUCUGUCUGUCCCUGCCCCGCAGAUUCUGAGCCAUGGAGACCGGCUGCGUGGUCCGUGCUGUCUUCGACUUCUGCCCCAGCGUCUCUGAGGAGCUGCCCCUGUUCGUGGGCGAUGUGGUUGAGGUGCUGGCCAUGGUGGACGAGUUCUGGCUCUUCGGCAAGAAGGAGGGGGUCACAGGGCAGUUUCCCAGCAGCUUUGUGGAGACCCUGGACAUCCCCAGCCUGAAACAGGGAGAGAAGCUGUUUGUCUGCACCAGUGAAUUCACGUCCCAGGAGCCGGGGAGCCUGUCCCUGCAGAGAGGAGACCUGGUGAUCCUGGGCGGCCCCCUGGCCUCCAGCUGGCUGCAGGGCCAGAGCACCUGGGGCUCCAGGGGCUUCUUCCCCUCCUCAUGUGUGCGGGAGCUCUGCCUCUCUUCCCGGAGCCGCCGGCUGUCCCUGGGCACAGCCCCAGAGGUGCCCACGCACUCGCUGGGCCAGGCGCGGGCACUGAUGAACCUGUCUGCCCAGCUGGAGGAGGAGCUCGACUUCCGGGAGGGCGAUGUGAUCAGCAUCGUGGGGGUGCCUGAGCCAGGCUGGUUUGAGGGAGAGCUGGGCGGGCGCCGUGGCAUCUUCCCUGAAGCCUUCGUGGAGGUGCUUGGCCCCCUGAGAGUGCCCAGGGACUCGGAGGAACUGGAGCCCAUGGAGGAGGAGCUGGAGCCCACGGAGGCCAACGGUGUGGCAGGCACGCCACCCGGGGAGGUGGAGGAUGAGUUGGAGGGCACCUACGGGGUGGCCCUGUACCAGUUCCAAGCACUGGAGCCGGCAGAGCUGGACUUCGAGGUGGGCGACCGGAUCCGGGUGGUGGGCAUGCUGGAGGACGGUUGGCUGGAAGGCGAGCUGCGGGGCCGCCGUGGCAUCUUCCCCUACCGCUUUGUGCGGCUGGAGGGCUCCACGCCCCCCGGGAGCAGGGGGAGCCCCGGGGCCCCGCCAGCGGGGCCUGGCCGCGGAGUGACUGUCUAUCCGGAGCCGGCAGCAGCUGGCGCCAGCCCUGGGCCCCUCCCGCAGCUGGGGGCAGAGCCGGGUGGCCUGGCACAGCCCCCCGAGGGGCAGCCGAGUGCACCAGAGCCCCGGGCAGCUGCGGGCACGGCUGAGGCCGAGCUGGGACCAUGUGAGGCACCUGCACAGAGAGGCCCCAGCCCUGGCUCCGAGCCACAGUCCCCCUUGAACGAUGCAAAGACUGUCAACGGUGUCCUGCCCCACUCCCCAGAGAGCCGCCUGUGUUGCUUUGAGCCCAAUGAGACCCCCUGUUCCCAGCUCAAGGAGGAUGGGGAUGGCCCCCCAGUGCCCCCCAGAGCCCCCCGCUCCCCCCUGCAGGGCAGCAGGAGCCAGGACAUCACUGCCCCGGGCAGCUGGGCAGGGGCAGAGCCCAGCGAGGGAGUGGGGGGCACCCUCCCCCUGGACCUGGAGCUGAGGCCGAGGGCCGCGGCUCUGCCACGCUGCUCCAGCAUCAGCGGGGCCCACGGGGGCCUGGACACGUGGCCUGGGGCCCGGGCGGGCGCUGACCUGGACUCCAAGCUGACCGAGCAGCUGGCCCAGUUUGAGCGGAGUCUGUCAGGCGCUGGGGCCCGGCCAGUGUCUCGGCAUUUCUCCAUCCUGGACUAUGGCUCAGAGAAGGACAUCGUGCGGGGCUCCCCAGUGCGCGGCCGCCUGCCUGGGCCAAGGCGAGGUCUGCGCCCACCCCCGCCCCGCCCCAGCACCCCGGCAGCUGCUCCCCUGCCCCAGCAUCCCAGCCCGGACCCUCACUCCUUUUCCGUGCGGCCUUUGCGCCCUGCCCCGCGGCCCCCGGCAGGCAGCCAGAGGAGGAGAACGGCCUCUCCGCAGCCCCAGCCCCAGAGCCUCCCUGAGGGCACCAGGGACUCAGCCAGCGAGUACCCUCUGCUGCUGACCCGGCUCCGGGAGCUGGAGCAAGAGCUGGAGGCCUGUAGGAGGAUGCGGGCCGAGCUGCACGUGCUGUUGGCGGAGCCACAGGACGAGCUGGCGAGGACGGAGACCCUGGAGCAGCUGGAGCUGUGCGAGGCCAGCAUGGAGAGCCUUGGCGCUGAGUUGCAGGAGCUCAGAGAGAUGCCCCUGGCGGCCCCCCCGGCGGCGGCGGAGCUGGAGCAGCGCAUGCUGGAGAAGCGGGCCAAGGUGGCGGCCGCGGCUGAGCGGGACUACCUCCGCGACCUGGACAUGUGCGUGCAGCGCGUCCUCGUGCCGCUGCAGCAGGCCCAGGUGCAGGGUGUUGACUUCGAGGGGCUCUUUGGGAACAUCCAGACGGUGAUCAGCUUCACCAAGCAGCUGCUGGGCGCCCUGGAGGCCUCAGAUGCUGUUGGGCCGGUGUUCCUGGCCCACCGCGCGGAGCUGGAAGACGUGUACAAGGUGUACUGCCAGAACCACGACGAGGCCAUCGCCCUGCUCGAGGCCUACGAGAAGGACGAGCGGAUCCAGAGGCACCUCCUGGACUUCCUGGAGACCCUCAGGAGCCUGUACAGCGAGUGGGGCUGCGCAAACUACAUCAACCUGGGCUCCUUCCUCAUCAAGCCGGUGCAGCGGGUGAUGCGGUACCCACUGCUGUUGAUGGAGCUGCUCAGUGCCACCCCUGAUGGACACCCUGACAAGGCACCGCUGGCGGCCGCCGUCCAUGCUGUCAAGGAGAUCAACGUCAACAUCAACGAGUACAAGCGCCGCAAGGACCUGGUACUGAAGUACCGCAAGGCAGAUGAAGACAGCCUCAUGGAGAAGAUCUCCAAGCUCAACUUCCACUCCAUCAUCAAGAAGUCCAACCGCGUCAGCAGCCACCUCAAGCACCUCACGGGCUUCGCCCCCCAGCUGAAGGAUGAGGCCUUUGAGGAGACGGAGAAGAUUUUCCGGAUGCAGGAGCGACUGAUCAAGUCCUUCAUCCGCGACCUGAGCCUCUACCUGCAGCACGUCCGGGAGUCGGCCUGCAUGAAGGUGCUGGCAGCCGGGAGCAUGUGGGACCUGUGCAUGGAGAAGGGCAGUGGGGACCUGGAGCAGUUUCAGAAGGUGCAUCGGCUCAUCAGCGACCAGCUCUUUUCCAGCUUUAAGGAGAGGACAGAGCAGCUGGUUAUGGCACCCCUGACACAGCUGCUGAGCAUGUUCACGGGACCCCACAAGCUGGUGCAGAAGCGCUUCGACAAGUUGCUGGAUUUGCACACGUGCUCAGAGCGGGCCGAGCGCCUGAAGGACAAGCGGACGCUGGAGGAGCUGCAGUCGGCCCGCAACAACUACGAGGCGCUCAACGCCCAGCUGCUAGACGAGCUGCCCAAGUUCCAGUGCUUUACCAAGGAGCUCUUCGCCGGCUGCGUGCGGGGCUACGCCACGGCCCACUGCGACUUCGUGCGCCUGGCCCUGCAGGAGCUCAGCCCUCUGCUCUCACUGCUGCAGGUGACUGGCCGGGAGGGGAACCUCAUUGCCAUCUUCCAGGAGGAGCACAGCCGUGUCCUCCAGCAGCUCCAGGCCUUCACCUUCUUCCCAGAGGCUCCAGCUGUGGCCAGGCGUCCGUUCGAGAGGAAGAGCAUGGAGCGCCAGUCAGCCCGGCAGCAGCCUCUCCUGGGCCCGCCCAGCUACCGGCUGCAGUCCGAUGAGGUCCGUGCCACGCUCCUGGCCCGCUACCCCCCGGACAAGCUCUUCCAGGCUGAGCGCAACUUCAAUGCAGCCCAGGACCUGGACGUCUCGCUGCUGGAGGGUGACCUCGUGGGUGUCAUCAAGAAGAAGGACCCCAUGGGCAGCCAGAACCGCUGGCUCAUCGACAAUGGAGUGACCAAGGGCUUUGUGUACAGCUCGUUCUUGAAGCCGUACAGCCCGCGCCGCAGCCAGUCAGACGUGUCUGUGGGCAGCCACUCCUCCAGUGAGUCGGAGCAUGGCAGUGCUUCGUCCUACAGCCACGCCAACCUCACCUUCAGCCCUGGCAACAUGGCUGUGGCCUUCACCCAGAAACCGCCACCUGAUCCAGCCGCCCCAGGAGACCCCCACCUGCGCUCCACCUCAGAGGCGGACGCCCCCCGCCAGCCCCAGCCCAGCGCCUGUGAUGGGACAGGGCUGCUGGACACCACCCCGCUGCCCGCUGCAGCACCCCCUCACCGCCGCCACAGCCGCCCGGAGCUAGCCGGCAGCCCUGGCGCCCGCAAUGGGCUGCCAGCCAAAGCCCAGGUCCAGCCAUCGCCCUCACUGGAGGACAGGGACUCGGGGCUGGACAGCAGUGAGUCCGAGGGCAACCAGGUCUAUUACGCGCUUUACACCUUCAAGGGCCGCGGCCCCAAUGAGCUGAGUGUGUCGGCCAACCAGAGACUCCGCAUCCUUCAGUUUGAGGAUGUCACGGGCAACCGGGAGUGGUGGCUGGUGGAGGCGCGCGGGCGCCAGGGCUAUGUGCCUUCCAGCUACAUCCGCAAGACUGAGUACACGUGAGCCGCCCCAGCCCCAGCCCC
Molecule: messenger RNA, 5764 nt
Organism: Alligator sinensis (Chinese alligator)
Lineage: Eukaryota; Metazoa; Chordata; Crocodylia; Alligatoridae
Gene: DNMBP
Product: dynamin binding protein
Biological process (GO): intracellular signal transduction
Cellular component (GO): cytoplasm
Molecular function (GO): guanyl-nucleotide exchange factor activity; protein binding
Source: RefSeq, a predicted model, not a curated record